AUGCGAACACGCAUCAAGGAGGUUCUGGGGGUCGAUUGGUUCGAUGGUGCUGUAAUGAAUUGCACCUGGGAAGGCCCCCGAGUUCGAGACAUCUUGCUCGCUGCAGGAGUUGAAGAAGACCAGGUAGUGCAUGAUGGUGUAUCACCAAUGCAUGUACAUUUCGCCAAUUAUGGUGGGAAGACUCAACAGGACGAGUGGUACGGCGGCAGCAUACCGUUUGAUCGAGCCAUGGAUCCCGAUAUGGAUGUCAUCCUGGCUGUCAAGAUGAACGGACAGCCCUUGCCUGCUCGACAUGGCUUCCCGGUUCGGUCGGUGGUUCCAGGCGUGCUUGGGGCUCGUUCUGUCAAAUGGCUCGACCGAAUUUCCCUGUCCGACAAGGAAUCGCCCUGUUUUUAUCAGCAGCGUGACUACAAAGUCCUACCGCCAGAAGCAGUCGACACGGCCACUGCGGAGAAAUAUUGGAGCCUCUGUCCUUCAAUGCUGGAUAUGCCCAUUAAUUCUUGUGUUGCCCAUCCAACUUCCGAAUCGACCAUUGCGCUUCCCUCCAGUGGAAUGAUUGAGGUUCUUGGAUAUGCGGUGCCACAGGGUCAUCAUGGUCCAGUGAUAAGAGUUCAGGUUUCGGGUGAUGAGGGCAAGACGUGGGUGGACGCACAACUUGAAGAUGGUGGCGAGGCUAGGAGCCGAUGGACCUGGGUUCUGUGGAACGCAAAAAUCAAGAUGGAGAGAGGUAAAGGAAAGAAGAUUUUUGUGAAGGCGACUGACGCUGGAGGGAAUUCACAGACACAGGAGAGAUCGACCUGGAAUCUUCGUGGAGUUGGGUAUAACGGGUACGAGGCUGCAUUUGAUCUCACGGUGAUCUAG
This is a messenger RNA of Exophiala aquamarina CBS 119918, 861 nucleotides long. Its product is annotated as sulfite oxidase. Gene Ontology annotation, cellular component: mitochondrion. The record is from RefSeq and is a predicted model, not a curated record. NCBI's taxonomy places the organism in Eukaryota, Fungi, Ascomycota, Eurotiomycetes, Chaetothyriales, Herpotrichiellaceae. The transcript has 2 exons. Gene Ontology annotation, molecular function: molybdenum ion binding; oxidoreductase activity. Bases 1 to 861 code for a protein of 286 amino acids.